AUGAAUUUUGGGAACCAGACUCCAACAAUUGUUGUGUUAAAAGAGGGUACAGAUGCUUCUCAGGGAAGAGGGCAGAUUAUAUCGAACAUUAACGCGUGUCUCGCAAUUCAAGACACUCUAAGGCCUACACUUGGUCCCUUGGGCUCUGAUAUUUUGAUUGUGUCAUCCAGUGGGAAGACCACAAUUUCUAACGAUGGUGCAACGAUUUUGAAACUUCUUGACGUGGUGCAUCCGGCCGCUAAGACACUUGUUGAUAUCUCAAGAGCCCAAGACGCAGAAGUCGGAGACGGGACUACAAGUGUGACGAUUCUAGCGGGAGAAUUGAUGAAAGAAGCCAAGCCAUUCUUGGAAGAAGGUAUUUCUUCUCAUAUCAUUAUUAAAGGAUACAGGAAAGCUGUUGAUUUGGCGGUGAACAAGAUAAGAGAAUUGGCUGUUGAUACUUCCGCAGAGAAUGAUAGCAGAAAGAUGUUAGAACACUGUGCCAGAACGGCGAUGUCGUCGAAACUUAUCAGCAGCAAUGCGGACUUUUUCGUGAAAAUGUGCGUCGAUGCGGUUCUGUCGCUAGAUCAACAGCAGCUGGACGACAAGCUUAUCGGUAUCAAAAAAAUUCCUGGUGGUGCGAUGGAAGAUUCUCUGUUCAUAGACGGUGUAGCGUUUGCGAAGACAUUUUCUUACGCAGGAUUUGAACAACAGCCCAAGAAAUUCAAACAUCCAAAGAUUGUAUGCCUGAACGUGGAACUUGAAUUGAAAGCUGAGAAAGACAAUGCGGAAGUACGUGUUGAGCACGUUGAAGAUUACCAGGCGGUGGUCGAUGCGGAAUGGCAAAUCAUUUUGGAUAAACUAAAACAAAUCGAAGAUUCUGGCGCCAACAUAGUGCUCUCAAAAUUGCCUAUUGGAGAUUUGGCAACUCAAUAUUUUGCAGACAGAGACAUUUUCUGUGCAGGCAGAGUGUCUCCAGAAGACUUAGACAGAGUCAUAAAAGCCGUUGGAGGUGUAAUUCAAUCGACGACCUCCGAUAUCCAGCAGCAACAUCUUGGUACUUGCGAGGUGUUUGAGGAAGUUCAGAUUGGGUCUGAGCGUUACAAUCUUUUCCAGGGAUGUCCCCAAGCCAAGACGUGCACACUUUUGCUAAGAGGUGGCGCAGAGCAAGUCAUUGCAGAGGUCGAAAGAUCACUGCAUGACGCUAUCAUGAUCGUCAAAAGAGCUCUUCAAAAUAAACUAGUCGUGGCCGGCGGUGGUGCCAUUGAAAUGGAAGUCUCUAAAUAUUUGAGAGAUUUUUCCAAAACUAUUGCUGGGAAGCAGCAGCUAAUAAUCAAUGCCUUCGCUAAGGCAUUAGAAGUGAUCCCGAGACAACUGUGUGAAAACGCAGGUCUUGACGCUACUGAUGUGUUGAAUAAAUUGAGAAUGGCUCACAGCAGGGGUGAAAAGACUUUUGGUGUCGAUUUUGAAAAUGAAAGCAUUGGCGACAAUUUGGCCAAGUUCGUAUGGGAGCCCGCGCUUGUGAAGAUCAAUGCACUCAAUAGUGCCACGGAAGCUACAAAUCUUAUCCUUUCUGUGGAUGAAACUAUCAAAAAUAAAGAGAGUCAACCUGCUAACGCUGGCAUGGCCCCACCGCCAGGCAGGGGCAGAGGAAUGCCAAUGUAA
Molecule: messenger RNA, 1644 nt
Organism: Lachancea mirantina
Lineage: Eukaryota; Fungi; Ascomycota; Saccharomycetes; Saccharomycetales; Saccharomycetaceae
Source: the annotation of a GenBank genome assembly